UGCCAAAAGAUGUUGGAAUCUCGUGUCUUCGAGUUCAAUGUCGACUACUUUGAGACCAUGGACAUGGCGGUAGGGAAAUUCUUCAGCUCCGGUGAGAUCUCCGUCGGUGGCCACCUAUGGAGGAUUAACUGCUUCCCGAACAUGGACCGGGUCCGGGUGGAUGACAACAGCAAGUACGUCUCCAUCUUCCUCAAGCUCGAAGACAAAUCUAAGAAUGUCAAAGCCGUCUUCGAGGCCUCCAUGAUGGGCAAAGACGGCAAGCCCAGGAGGCAGCGAAGCUCCACGAUUGUCUUCCCGACCUACCGCGAGAACCGGGACUGGGGGUGGAGGCUCAUGGAGAGAAGCCAACUCGUGCCAGCCUACGUCAAGGCCGAUGGCUGCUUCACCAUCGUGUGCCGGAUCACCGUGCUGCCCGGCGGCGAUGCCCUCGACGUGCCGCAGUAGGACAUGGGGGCACACUUCGGCCCCCUGCUGGACUCCGGCGAUGGCUCCGACGUCUCGUUCCUCAUCGGCGGCGAGACGUUCCGCGCUCACCGGGCCGUGCUCGCCGCUCGCUCGCCCGUCUUCAAGGCGCAGCUCCUCGGCUCCAUGGCGGACGCCGCGAUGCCUUCCAUCACCCUGCACGACGUCGCUCCGGCGACGUUCGCAAUCAUGCUCCGGUUCAUCUACACCGAUGCCCUGCCUGGAGAUGAGGAGCUGGGGGACUCCCCAUCUGAGAUGUUGCAGGAUCUGCUCGCCAUGGCCGAUCUGUAUGCGCUGGAACGGCUGAAGAUUUUGUGCGCUAAAAAGCUAUGGGAUGGUCUGGCGGUGGAUAAUGUUGCUGCUACUUUAGCUUCGGCUGAGAUGUUUAACUGCGCUGAGCUGAAAAACAAGUGCUUCGCCUUCUUGGCGGAGGAAGAAAAUAACUUGAAGAAGGCUGAGUUAACUGAAGAGUUUGUUCAGUUGAGGCAGAAGUUCCCAUCGAUUUUUGAUGAGCUGAAGGAGAAGAUGAGGCCAUACACUAUCAGAAGAUCAAAAUUUCAUGACCGUGACUAUUUUCGUGGGAGGCAUCAAGGAGCCGUCAUGAAAUUUUUUAUUUUGGUGAAGGUGCGUCAAAACCCGCCACGAAAUAAUUGUAACUCAUUAUUAUGUGAGCUGAUUUGAGAUGGUGUGAGCUGUUGAUCAUAUUCGUGCAUCUGUGCUGAAUUUGAAAUUACAUUCAAUUGGGAUUGA
Messenger RNA from Panicum virgatum (switchgrass), 1212 nucleotides. Its product is annotated as BTB/POZ and MATH domain-containing protein 1-like. The record is from RefSeq and is a predicted model, not a curated record. Gene Ontology annotation, biological process: protein ubiquitination. NCBI's taxonomy places the organism in Eukaryota, Viridiplantae, Streptophyta, Magnoliopsida, Poales, Poaceae. The coding region runs from base 448 to 1143 and encodes 231 amino acids. Gene Ontology annotation, molecular function: protein binding. The transcript has a single exon.